Cornus florida is the source of this 2278-nucleotide messenger RNA. Its product is annotated as amino acid transporter AVT1C-like. Bases 351 to 2018 code for a protein of 555 amino acids. Gene Ontology annotation, cellular component: plasma membrane. The record is from RefSeq and is a predicted model, not a curated record. The transcript is spliced from 14 exons. NCBI's taxonomy places the organism in Eukaryota, Viridiplantae, Streptophyta, Magnoliopsida, Cornales, Cornaceae.
GCAGUGUAAGCAUUAACAACACAAUUGGAGAAAGUAGUAAAACAGAAUUCUGUUUUUCUCUGAGAAAGCAGGUGGUUCUACUUCCUAGAGAGAGGAAAAAAAAAAAAAAGAAAAAAAAAAAAAGGUCUUCGUCUUCCGAUAUCACUUCGACAAAAAUUCUCUCUCUCUCUCUCUAAAAAGUCCUGCAACUUUGACAGAAACCAUCACAAAAAGCCCGCGCCUCUCUGCUUCCAAAGUGAUUGUGAUUCCUAUCACAGUUUGAGGCCAUCUUGAGCAGCAGGCUCAAUUAGUUAUACAAGUGUAGGUUUGGAGAGUUGAAGAAGGCAUUUUCAACAGCGAGAUUCGAAAAGAUGAACAAUUCGGUUCGGGAACAGAGCUUUUACAUUGAGAGUGAAGAAGAGGAUGAGGAGAAGGAAUUUAACAAAGGCGAAGAAGGCGAAGAAAACAGCGGGAAUGAUUCGGAUUCCUCGAAUUAUUCAAUUGAAAACCAGCAGCAGAGCAAACCCAAUUCUGUGACCCCCUCAUGGCCUCAAAGUUACAGGCAAUCAAUUGAUCUUUAUAGUAGUGUACCAUCUCCAAAUCUUACAUUUCUGGGCACUCCUACAUUAUCAAGAUUAGGCAGUUCAUUCAUUUCCUCAUCACUGUCAAGGAGACACACUCCUGAAAUAUUAUCUUCUUUGAUUAAACCACUGUUACCAACAACCGCAGACGAGCAACAGCCACAACAAAGACGUAGUUCUCAUUCUUUGCUUCCUCCCAUUCCAUCAGGGAAGCCUUCUACAAAGAAGGUCAGUCCUGAUCAGAAACCCUCCUGGGCCUCACAUGAAGUCCCAGCUACUCGCAAGUGCUCCUACGGCCAAGCUGUGUUAAAUGGCAUGAAUGUCCUAUGUGGAGUAGGAAUCCUUUCUACUCCUUAUGCUCUCAAAGAAGGAGGAUGGGUUGGGCUUUCUGUAUUGUUUGUCUUUGCAAUUCUUUCUUACUACACUGGGAUCCUCUUGCGUUACUGCUUAGAUAGCCAACCUGGGCUUGAAACUUAUCCAGACAUUGGCCAGGCUGCCUUUGGUACUAUAGGACGUGUCGCAGUAUCUAUAAUACUAUACGUGGAACUGUAUUCUUGUUGCAUUGAAUACAUAAUUUUGGAGAGUGACAACUUGUCUUCACUCUUUCCAAAUGCCCAUUUAAAUUUGGGAGGAUUUGAAAUAAAUUCGCACCAUCUGUUCGCACUGAUGACCACACUUGCUGUUCUUCCAACUGUUUGGCUUCGAGACCUCAGUGUUCUUAGUUACAUCUCUGCUGGUGGUGUUGUUGCGUCAGUAUUGGUGGUUAUCUGCUUGUAUUGGGUUGGCUUGGUGGAUCAUGUUGGCUUUCAGAGCAAAGGAACGACGCUAAACCUGUCCACUUUUCCUGUUGCUAUUGGUCUAUAUGGCUACUGUUACUCAGGACACGCUGUCUUUCCAAAUAUCUAUACUUCACUCGAAAAACCAAACCAAUACCCGGCAGUCUUAUUAACUAGUUUCGGUAUUUGUACAUUGCUGUAUGCUGGAGCUGGAGCGAUAGGAUACAUGAUGUUUGGAGAAUCGACAGAGUCACAAUUCACUCUUAACAUGCCCCAAGAAUUGGUUGCUUCAAAAAUUGCUGUAUGGACAACGGUGGUCAAUCCAUUUACCAAAUAUGCAUUAACCAUGUCUCCAGUGGCAAUGUGUCUGGAGGAAUUGAUACCAUCACGCCAUCUCAAAUCUCAUAUGUACCCGAUCCUCAUUAGAACAGCACUGGUGAUUUCAGUCUUGAUUGUGGCUCUCUCCAUCCCUUUUUUUGGUCUGGUGAUGGCACUGAUUGGAUCCUUACUCACGAUGCUAGUAACCUUGAUACUACCUUGUGCUUGUUUCCUGAGCAUUUUCGGGAAGAAAGUAACUCGUUUUCAGGGAUCACUUUGCGUACUUAUUAUUGCAGUGGGUAUUGUAUCAUCAUCCAUCGGGACUUAUUCAGCAGUCUCUAAAAUCAUCGAGAGUUUGCGCUGAAGUUUUUGGUAAUAUCUUCAAAAUUAGGAGAUGUCUUUGCAUUAUGUGGAAUUUUAUGUUUUUCUUUUCCUGGAGACAUAUGUGUGUGCGUGUGUGUGUGUGUGUGUGUGGACUAGAACCUGAAGUUCUAAACCAUUCUGUUCAUUUCAAUUUCCACUUUUGAGUCAAUCUAAAAUUUGCUCCUUGAUGUUUCUUAGUUGCGAGCAUCUAUGUUAUACAUAUAUUAACAGUUAUCGCAGGAAAAAAAGUUCUUUCAUUUU